AUGGAAAAUCUCGGAAAAAAAGAAAUGAAUACUGUUGUUAUUUACAGCCCAACACAGAAUUUGUCAGCAGUUCUAGCGGAUCCGAAUCGGUCUCGUAGUGAGACAAGCUCAUUUUUCACUCGUCAUUGGGGCGAUCAAUUUGUUCCUGUGACCACAAUUCCACCUUCUAAACACCUCAAACGUGUAUCGAGCAAAAACAUCGAAAAGUACAGUAAAACUACGGGCGAGUUAUAUCAACGAUAUCGGUCAAUUCGGAGAGCUUUGAGGAUAAGUUACGGUGACGGUGGAGCUUUUGGCGAUGAGAAGCAAGAUGCCGAUGAUCUUCCUACGAUAUUUAUCGAUCCGAGAUUUUCCCUAUCAGAUCCGAGUACAUUUUCGACCGUUUUUACGAUACCAUCAAAUGAAAAUGCAGACGCUCUCCGACGGACUUUGUCUGGCAGAAAUGUUGUUCCGGCAACUCCUGCUGAAGUCUCUGCAAAUUUGAAGCCUGGUCAGUUUCGAGAUUAUGAUUCACUACAUGGUAGACUCGAGAUGAUGCAUGACGUGGUCGACGGAAGGCUUGCGGCAAAGCUUGUUUCAAAAACAGACGACUUUUGGCAAGUUGUUCGAAGUUAUAGUGGAUUGCAAGAACAGCUCGCAGUAGCAAUGAAAAGUGUCAAGAAUGUUAGGUCGAGCUUAAAACAAGUCGAUGAGCUGAUUUGUGAGCAGUCGAAGAAAAUCGUCCAAAUUCAUGAAAAGAAUGAGCAAAAGAAGAAACUUCUAACAAAGCUAAAUGAUAUUGCAUGUCUUCGUGAGGCGCAAUCCACUGUACAAAUGAUGUUAUCUCAAGGAGAUUAUCCAAAAGCCAUAGAAUGUAUAGAAACUAGUUUGGAAGUGCUUUCUGGUGUUCUUAACGGAGUUACAUGUUUUAGACAUUUAUCUUCUCAACUUCGAGAACUUUACGAUGUUAUUGGACGAAUGAUGAAUGAAGAUUUUGCCACGACCAUUCAGAGGGAGCUCGGAAUGAAGCCUGAUUCUGGAAAUCUUAUUCAGGCGGAAGGUGAACUUUCUGCUGUUUUACUUGGUCUUAUGCGUAUGCGAAAAUACGCAUUCAUUGGUGUUCUUCGCGAGGAAAUUCGAGAAGGCGUCAACAAAGUUAUGCGUCAAGUCGUCAAGACAUCGGUUCUCAAGAGUGGUGUCGAUUUGAGCGAUUUCGAUCCAAGUUUGAGUAAACUGAGCGAACCGGUUCGUCGAAUGAAACAUCAACAAUUUGUCGAAGCGAUCAACACAGUUAUGAGAGAAUGUUACGAGUUUUGUGUUCGUCUUGAGGCUAUUCAAGAACUAAUGCUAGAAAUUGCGGAUCGAGCGCAUCCUCCAACUGAAGCUACCAGUGAUAUGGUAGAAACGAUCAAAGACGCUCAUUUUAACGAUGAAUCUGGAAGCGAAGAUACUUCAGAUGACUCGGAUCCAUUGAAUACUUCAAUACACUCAAAUGUUAGUGCCCCGACAAGCACGUCAAAUGCAUCGGCGACGACUUUAAUGUCUAUUGAAGUGAGGUCGGAAGCCUUUCUGCGAAAGGUUCUUCAUCUGAUUGCCGAAUACGGUCAUCAAUGUACACAGCAUAUUAUUGCCAAGCUUCUGAUUGCAAGAGCAAAAAACGCGGUUCUCACAGAAUCAACAACACCAACUCAACUUUGUGAAUUAUUGUCAUUAGUCAGUACGUAUCAAAAAAGGUGUGAGCGAUGGUCAUCAACACAGAGCUUCAAAGCUGGCCAUUUGAGCAAGGCUGUCAACAAGCUUUCAAUGGAUUACAUUGAGAAAUUUCACGCAUCCCGAAAAAUUCGCAUUGGAAAUAUGCUUGAUACGGAAUUGUGGAAAGCUGUUGAAAUUAGCCAAAACGAUCAGCGAAUGAUUGACAUGUCUUUAGAAAAUUUUGAGCUUCGCAAUUUUCAUAAUAAUUUGAGUUCGGGUGAAUCAACACCAAAGGUGGAAAAAUUGAACCGAUCAGAAAGCUCAUCCACGAUAAGUACCCAGGCAAGCAGUCCGAGUUCGGGGUUAAUGAUUGGUGAGGAAAACUACGUGGUUGUUGGAUCUUGCGUUGCCAUGAUUAAAAUUCUUGCCGACUACUGUGAAGCGGUCUCCCAGAUGCCACAUUUUGCCCAGGAUUGGAAUUCUCGAAUAAUUGAGCUGCUCAAGACCUACAACAGUCGGUGUUGUCAACUGAUUUUAGGCGCUGGCGCUCUCCAGCUUGUUGGUCUGAAAACGAUAUCGGUUAGAAAUCUAGCGCUCGCCGCGCGAUCCCUUGAAUUGGUUAUUCGUUUGAUUCCAAUGAUACGCGACGAGAUUGAUGAAGUUCUUCCUGAUGAGAAAAAAAACCUGCUUCGUUAUUUCAAACAAGUCGAAUGUGAAUACAAAGACCAUGUGGCUGAAAUCACACUCAAGUUGAUAAACGUGAUCGACCAUUAUACGGUCAGCUGCCUGCAAACGUGGGAAGUAAGCGGGACGAUACCAUCGAAAGAAUUUCAACAGAUUUGUCGACAUAUGACAAAAUUUCAUAAUGGAUUGUUUGGCAUUAUGCCUAAACGGCAGAUUCAGGCACUGUUCGAAAAAGUUCACGAGAACUUCAAGAAUAAUUUGAAAGAAAGACUCGAAGAAAUGAAAAUCACGCCACACGAUAGUUUGAAAUUUGGCUAUGUCACCAAGGACUACAUGUUCUAUCAGCAAAAUCUGACAAUGAUGGAAAGUUGUCGAUCGAUGGAAACCGAUUCGCUCAAUGAUAUUUUAUUUACAAAUUAG
Molecule: messenger RNA, 2775 nt
Organism: Caenorhabditis bovis
Lineage: Eukaryota; Metazoa; Nematoda; Chromadorea; Rhabditida; Rhabditidae
Source: the annotation of a GenBank genome assembly